CACCGUUGUGGUAAGAACGGACAUAUUGUAUCUGAGUGUGAGCACAAUAAUGUGGUUUGUUUCAACUGUAAAGAAGAAGGGCACAUUGGUAGCCAGUGUCUGAAGCCGAAGAAGGCUCAGUCUAGUGGUAAAGUGUUUACUUUGGUGGAGGAUCAGACAGCUUCCGAGGACACACUUAUUAGAGGUACAUGUUUCAUUAAUAGUACUCCUUUAAUUACUAUUAUUGAUACUGGUGCUACGCAUUGUUUUAUUUCUGCUGAUUAUGUUGAAAGAUUGGGUCUUGUGUUGUCUUCUUUGAGUGGAGAAAUGGUCGUCGAUAAUCCAGCCAAGGGAUCGGUGACUACUUCUUUUGUGUGUGCUAAGUGUCCCUUGUCGAUCUUCGACAGAGACUUUGUUUUUGAUUUGGUUUGUUUGCCGUUAAGAGGUUUGGAUGUGAUUCUUGGUAUGAACUGGUUAGAGCAUAAUUGUGUUCAUAUUAAUUGUUAUGACAAGUCGGUGAAGUUUUCUACUCCUGAAGAAGAGGAAGAUGGUUUGUUGUCUGCUAGACAGUUGAGAAAGUUGAUGCAAGAGGAAGCACAAAUGUUUUCAUUGAUGGUGUCUUUAUCUGUAGGGACUCAAGCUAUAAUUGAGGAAUUGCAUGUGGUGUGUGAAUUUCCUAAAGUUGUCCCUGAUGAAAUUUCUGAUGUACCGCCAGAGAGGGAAGUUGAAUUUGCAAUUGAUCUUGUACCUGGUACCAGACCUGUGUCUAUGGCACCAUACAUGAUGUCUGCAUCUGAAUUGUCAGAGUUGAAGAAGCAAUUGGAAUAG
This is a messenger RNA of Vicia faba (fava bean), 807 nucleotides long. NCBI's taxonomy places the organism in Eukaryota, Viridiplantae, Streptophyta, Magnoliopsida, Fabales, Fabaceae. The record is from the annotation of a GenBank genome assembly.